AUGAAGACCUUCAUCUUCACUCAGCCCCCGUCCAUCACGCGGCAAUCGCGGGAGGACUACGUCGUGGACUCACGGGACAACAUCGUGCUGCAGUGUGAAGCACACGGCAACCCAGCGCCCACGUUCUUGUGGAGCAAAGAUGGCGUCAGCUUUGACCCCGACAGUGACCCCCACGUGCGGCGCCCAGGCGACACUUCGGGGUCCUUCACCGUCGACUUGGCGGCCGCGGCGGCGGCGGAGGGCGGCGGUGACGGUGACAGUGACGGUGACGCGGUGGAGGUCUACCAGGGGGUCUACCGCUGCUCGGCGCGUAACCGGGCUGGCACGGCGCUCAGUGCCAACAUCACCGUGAGGCUGGCGCGCGCCCCACGGUGGCCGCGUGAGCAGCUGGCGCCCGUCAUGGCCGCCGUGGGCUCCCCGGCCGUUCUGCACUGCCGCCCUCCUCCCCACGGCUUCCCUCCUCCCACCGUCUUCUGGCUGGACAGCUCCGUGGAGAAAGUGCCGCUGGAUGGGCGAGUGACGCAGGGUCCGGAGGGUGACCUGCAUUUCGCCAACGUGCUCCCCGGCGACGAGGGUGACUACGUGUGCCACGCGCGCUACCCGCACACGGGGGGCACCAUCCGCCACAAGCAGCCGCUACGGCUGGUCGUCACACGCGAGCGUCCGUCAAAAAGCCGGCCGGUGUUCGUGGAGCCCGCGGGGGAGACGAGCAGCAAGGUGGUGCUCACCGGGGAGACGCUGCUGUUGACGUGCAUCACACGAGGCCUCCCCACGCCGGAGGUGAGCUGGAGCAAGUGGGGUGGGAUGUUGUUGUCGUCGGAUGAGGAAGCCGCCCCCCUCGACGCACCCCCCGGCACGGCUCCGGCACGAGGCCGGCACGACCCCGGCACGACGCUGGCCAUCCGCAACGCGACGCUGUCACACGGCGGCAGCUACCAGUGCCGCGCCUUCAACAGCGAGGGCGUGGCGCUGCACACCGUCACGGUCACCGUGGAAGCCCCGCCCUCUCUGUUCGCUCCGCUGCCAGAGAGCCGCAGCUACGCGCCGGGGGACAGCGCCAAGCUCACGUGCUUCGCAAGCGGAAUCCCCGCACCGACCAUCCGCUGGUUCCUCAACGGUGUGCCCAUCGACGAAGCCCCCGCGGUGCCAGACCGGCGGGUGGACCGCGACUUCCUGACGCUGCCCUGGCUGCGGGAGGAAGACACCGGCGUGUACCAGUGCCAGGCCUCCAACCGUCACGGCACCAUCCUGGCCAACGCCUACGUCAACGUCCUGGCCGUGGCCCCACGGAUGCUGUCGAAGCCGGACAGGCUGUACACGGCCACAGAGGGACAGGCCGCGUACUUGGAAUGUGCCGUGUUUGGGUUGCCACGUCCCAACAUCCUGUGGUUCCAGGGCGAGCACGGCGCAUCCCUGGCGAGCGAGCGCCACCAAACCUUCGCCAACGGCACGCUGCUCAUCUCGGACCUGUCGCCUGCCGACUCCGACACGUACACCUGCUACGCGGUCAACAAGCUGCACCACCAGCAGCUCCAGGCACGCCUCUACGUCGAAGCCCGCUCCUCGUCAGAAGAAGAGGCGGUCGCCACGACGACUCAGAGCCCCUUCGUCAUCUCCGCAAUGGGCGUGGUGGUGGCGGCGGCCAUGCUCCCGCUAGUGACGCUUGCGGUGGUCGCCGCGUGCCUGUGA
Messenger RNA from Lethenteron reissneri (Far Eastern brook lamprey), 1689 nucleotides. Its product is annotated as neuronal cell adhesion molecule-like. Gene Ontology annotation, cellular component: plasma membrane; axon. Lineage: Eukaryota; Metazoa; Chordata; Hyperoartia; Petromyzontiformes; Petromyzontidae. Gene Ontology annotation, molecular function: cell-cell adhesion mediator activity. The record is from RefSeq and is a predicted model, not a curated record. Gene Ontology annotation, biological process: homophilic cell-cell adhesion; axon guidance; dendrite self-avoidance.